This is a messenger RNA of Colletotrichum lupini, 2580 nucleotides long. RefSeq lists its product as uncharacterized. The record is from RefSeq and is a predicted model, not a curated record. The coding region runs from base 1 to 2580 and encodes 859 amino acids. Gene Ontology annotation, molecular function: nucleic acid binding; zinc ion binding; oxidoreductase activity. Gene Ontology annotation, cellular component: cytoplasm. NCBI's taxonomy places the organism in Eukaryota, Fungi, Ascomycota, Sordariomycetes, Glomerellales, Glomerellaceae. The transcript has 8 exons.
AUGUUCGCCGUCAGAGGAUCGGAAGGGCCUCCGACUUCGUCCCCACCUGUACGUACCCGACAAAUUGCUACAAACAACACACCUCUCAGAUUUGAGCAAAGGUUGAAUCAUGGCUAUCGCCAGGCUUAUCUCACCCAAGGGGAUCGACUCGCGGACAUCUACCGGUUUUACAAAGCCGAAGGCAGGUCAUACCCUUACCUCAAUUACAACGAUGAAGCUCUCGUACCGAGAACCGCGAAAUACGUCAUUAUCGGCUCAGGAAUCUCCGGCGCACUAACAGCCUUUAAGUUGGUCGAGGGUGGUGUAACAGGACCAGACAUCAUCAUACUGGAAGCAAGGGAAGCAGCCGGCGGCGCCAGCUCUCGCAAUGCAGGACAUAUUCGACCAGACGCCUUUCGCGGUUUCACAGCCUACAAAUCAUUCCACGGCGAGGAGCAGGCCCUGAAGAUUAUCGCCAAUGAGAGGACCGUGUUUCUUGCAGUCGACAACUUCGUAAAGAAGCACAACGUGCCGUUCGAUUUUGUCCCCACGACCACCUUUGACGUUUGCCUGACUCAGGAAUUUGCAGACCAUAAUGCCAAGAGCUUCGAGGCAUACCAGAGUGCUGGCGGCGACGUUUCUCACAUCAAGUUUUACCCUGCCGCGGAAGCUCGAAAAAAACACGCGUCCCGCAAGCUCUAUGCGCCUACGAAUGGCCAGCAGGUUCUGGCCAUCCUGCCAAACUGGCCCAAUGGCUCCUGGCCCAAUGUAUUGGCAAAGGCGUGCAAGCAGAUUCUCUGGGAUGUCAAUACGCCACGAGGUACUGUAACGACGCCAACAGUCAUUCACUGCACCAAUGCCUUCGCACCACAUUUGCUGCCGCAGCUAUCGUCCCUCGUCACACCAGAGCGCGCGCAGGCCCAUGCUUUCGUACCACCUGUGGCUCUCACCGGCAGCAAGGUGCUGCAGAGCACCAUCUCCCUGCGUAGGGGCCUGCGUUGGUUCUACUCGGUCAAUCAACGCCGUUCAGACGGCAUCAUCAUCCUCGGGUCCGCCUCGGCAAGCCCUAAAGUCAGUCAAGCGGCGUAUGCGGAAAGACAGACGGCCGACGACAGCGAGUUUAGCACGGAAAUUCGCGAUGAUGCCGUUGCCAACUUGCAUGACUGUCUACCAGAAUGUAGGCCAGAGAAGUUGCGCCACGGUGAGGGACUCCAGCACACAUGGACAGGUAUCAUCGGCAUGACGCCCGACAUGGUGCCUUUUAUCAGGAGGGUUGAUGGCUCCCCAGGACAAUGGGUUUGUGCCGGCUUCAAUGGACAUGGGAUGGCGAGAAUCUUUACGUGUGCGUCGGGCCUUGCAAAGAUGAUACUGGGUGGAACAUGGCGGGAUACCGAUUUACCAGAGUGUUUUGAGAUGACCUCAGAGAGACUUGGCAGAUUGAGAGAACAACAGCGAGAGCAAGCCGAGAAUUCUCUGAGGAAGGUUCAAAGAAUCUCAACUGCCUUACUUUCGGUUGAUAUGUUCGUACUUGAGAAAGUUGAAGCAGGCACGGCGGGGUCCCAUGAAGUUAUGUGCACGGACCAGACGUGUGAUGCGGGCGGUGUGGCCGCGCAUUUGCAUGUACCACGGCAGAAUACCAGAAUUUUGGUUCUUUCCAACUUUUGCAAGCACGAUCCCUGGACUCUAACACUCAUUGCCAUAAUGCCGCCGAGCACCAACAUGGUCCCCGAAACACCUCCGGGUAGAGGUAUAUCCUCUCGUCUGUUGACGAUGAAGUUCAUGCAAAGAGCUGCUGCCUCGGAUGCUACGCCGGAACCUUCUCCCGAAGAGCCCUCAUCUAAGCGGCGCAAGUUCCAAAACUCGCCUCUCACCGGCGACUUUCACUCCUUCGAUCAAACAGCCGUUCAGGCGGCUCUGAAGCAACAAGAAGCUAAGCGCUUGUCGGCAUUAGAGGCGUCUAGAGCAGAGCUUGCAGACACGCACUGGGUUCUUGAUGGUGCUUGGGGCAAGUCCACCGAGACAGAGAAUGCGCCGCCGAACAUUGUCUAUGUAGGAUACGCGGAUAUCGAUGUUGCCGAUGGAGAGGAGGAAGCCGCAGCCACUGCUACUGCACAGGUUGGGAGGAUGAAAAUUGAAAGCAGCAGAAAGAAGGCUACCAAGGAUGCCAAGAAGGAGACACCCAAAAAGAUGAAGCCCGAGUCGAGCGACUCCGAGGGCUCUAGCGAUUCCGACGACUCCAGUAAUGAAUCCAGUGACGAAGAUGAAGCCUCCUCCAGCGACGAAGAUGCUUCGAUAAAAACACCCCCGAAAGCCGUAAAAGGCCUCGCGUCUGGCGGCCAGGGGCGCACAAGGGUCAAUCUACAAGCGAAGAAAUCAAGCGAGUCUAUGAAGGCCAAGGAAUUCCGGGAGAAGAGAAUGAAGAAGGAAGUCAAAUUAAAUAAGCUGGCAUCUAUCUCCGGCGGUGCUACAGGCGGCUUCUCCGGAGCAGGAAAACCGAACGCGCCCUUCAACUGCCACAACUGCAACAAGCCGGGGCACAGGGCCGCCGACUGCCCACAGCGACGAGGAGGCAAGCGGAAGUCGUUUGAUAGAUCACGAUGA